AUGCUCUACCGCGGACCGAGCACCCGACUGGAAACGUUGAUUGAGAAGAUUCAGCAAAGUACGCACGGCCCCGGCAUGAUCGCUCCCGGCGCCAUUGCCGGUUUGAAAGAUUUCGCCCUCGGCCAAGAGCUCUACUCCCCGCACACGUCCUCCAGCUUUUCGCCCUCGAUGUCGGACGGAAUGGCCACCCCAAACUCGAUCACGCACGACGGUGGUGCCGCUCACGGCGGUCCCGAACCGGAUGCUGCUGAGGUGGGUUGUGGAGAAAAGUCCAGCUUCCGUGCGGCCGGCAACAACCCGUCACAGAUCGGGCACCCUCAUCAUCACCCGCGGCACCAUCAUCUUCACUACCACCAUCGGCGAUCGGGCGGCGGCGGCGGAGGCCACCCGAAGGAGGGCAAAAUGUCGCGGAGUCACCACCAUCACCACAACAACAACAAUAGUAGCAGCCACAACAACAACAAUCACACGAACAGCAACAGCAAAAACGUGGACGGCACCUAUCACUGUCAGUUCUGCGACAAGACGUUCCCGCGGCUCGGCUACCUCAAGAAGCACGAACAGAGCCACACGGAGCACAUGCCGUUCAAGUGCGAGUACUGCGCGCGCCUCUUCAAGCACAAGCGGUCCCGGGAUCGGCACACAAAACUUCAUACGGGCGAUCGCCGUUAUCGCUGUCUGCACUGCGAGGCCGCCUUUUCGCGCAGUGAUCAUCUGAAGAUCCACAUGAAAACGCACGACAACCAGAAGCCGUUCCAGUGUACGAUCUGCAACCGGGGCUACAACACGGCGGCCGCACUGACGAGCCACAUGCAGAACCACAAGAAGCAGCUGGCGCUCACCGGUAGCCCCAACCUCACGUACAGUCCCCGGUCGACCACCAGUUCCCUGUCGAGUGGCGGAAGCAAACGGGCCGCAAAGUUCUCGCCCUACGCCACCAACUCGAACCACUCCGCCGCCGAUCCACUGGCUCUGUUGGGUGGACGCACCGGUUCAAAGCUGGUGCUGGCGAAGGGCUCCAUCCAGUCGAACGCGAACCGAACACCGACCCCCGGUGGUGGUGGCGGAGGCAAGGGUGCCGGAUCGGAACCGGAUCCGUUCGCCUGUCCGUACUGUACCCGGAAGGACUUUAGCAGCCUGGAGCAGCUUGGGCUUCACGUCCAAUCGAUGCACGGUGGCCCUCUCGGUGGGGUGGUUCUGGGUGCCGCCGAUGGUUACUUCGCUCCGCAGCGUGUCCGCCGUGCUGUGACCCCUGACGGAGGGGGCACCACGACCACGACGACGACGACGUACCCUCCCAUAGCGUGCGAGUUCUGUACGAUGAAGUUCCCCACCGUGCCGCUGAUGUUCGCGCACCUGAAGGCGACCCACUUGGACCGGCUGGCGGCAGGACCCGCCCCGCAUCGGGUGUCACCGAACGGAGCCCGAUCACCCGCCGGGAUGCGCCCGUCCCGGCUGUCCGGUGGUUACCCGUCGCUGGAGCACCUUCAGUUUAACACCAAAAGCCUCCUCAGCAGCACCUUCUCGUCGCUUUACGGCGGAUUAGGAACCGGAGCUCCUCCUGCGACCACCAUCAAGUCUGAGUUACGGUCCACCACCGAUGGAACGGUUCGGAGGGAGCACGACGACGACGAUGAGGAAGAUGAAAGCGGCGCAGAACCGGACCGAAAGCGGCGUCGAAGGGAACCGCGAAACGAAGAAGAUGAUCCACUCGACGGCGAUGACGAUGACGAUGCAGAGGACGCCAUUGAGGACGAAGAUGAGCGUGCGGCUUCUGCGAUCGGUGGCGAGGAGUCCGAAAUCCGCAGUCCAUCGCACAGCGGUGGACCCGAAAAUGGAACCAUCAAGCAGGAACGGAAGGACACGGAACCGGGAGCUACCUCAGGGAGUGCCUCAUCAUCAUCGGCCCGUUCGUCACCGUACGAGGCACGCGGAUCCGGAUCUCCACGGGCGCCGUCGCAGCCCGUCCGAGAGGGCCUCCCGGCGGAGCAGCUUACCCCGACCGAUCUCAGUCAGCCGAAGAUGAAGCGCCUCAAGCUGGAAGCCCCCGACGAGCAGCCUCCGGAGGGUGAACCCGAAGUGAGGAAGACCGCCGCGGAGCGUCCACCGAGCCAGCAGCGUCGUCCACGCGCCGCACGGCGGGAGAGUGAAACGCGGGGUGAACCACACUCGCUUACUUCACUGCCGCAGCACCGGAUGGCGCUCCAUCCCCAAUCGUCCGGUCCGCCGGCCCCAUCCUCAUUGGCCCCUCCAGGAGCCUACCUUUGCAACCAGUGCAAUGCGGCGCUGCCCGACUUUGAGUCCUUUCGGGCGCACCUGAAGGCGCACCUGGAACAGAACAGUGCCAACUGCCUGGCCGCUAUGGCCGGCUCCACGUCGUCCGCCACGGCCGGUGCCCUUUCGCUGUCGACGUUCCUCUGCCAACAGUGCGGGGCCACGAUGGGCUGCCAGGCCGAGUACGAGCAGCACACGAUCGGUCACUUCCUCGUCACCGGCGUCGAGUAUCGGUGUCAGGCGGGCGGCGGUGCCACUUGCCAGUCCGCCCUGGGCGGGAAGAAUGCGUUCGCGAAGGUCGAAGAACUCCACAAGCACCUGUACGAGGGUCACCUGCAGCUCCUGUACAAGUGUACUGCGUGCGGGGAAACGUUCGACUCGAAGGUCCAGGUGCAGGUCCAUUUUGCGGUGAGUCACUCGCUCGAGGUGAAGCUGUACCGGUGCUCCGGAUGCGCCGAAGCCACCUUCCGCACGGAGCGCGACUUUCGUCAACACAUCCGCAGUCGCCAUCUGACGGGCGGCGCCGUGCAGUGUAUGUUCUGCCGCGUGGUCUGCUCGUCGGAACUCGAGAUGCACUUUCACCUCGCUUCGCACGCCCGCAAAUACAAAUGCCCGGCCUGUCCCGAGUCGUUCCACGUGGAGUUUCUCCUCGAUCGGCACCUGCAGACGCACCACAGCCAGAAGGAACUGGCUUCGCCGAGCCGGCGCAGUGGGGAAUCCAGUUCCGGCGCUCAUCAGAACAGUGCCGCUCCAACGUCAACGGCCACGGCGACCACGACGCCAUCGAGCGGCCUAGACUACCUGCAACUACACGGCCAGAUGGCAGCGAUGGCCGCAGCGGCAGCCGCCGCUUCCGGUGGCUGGCCUACGCUCUACCAGACGGCCAACAAGUUCUACGGCAACCAGCUGCACGUGGACACGCUCGGCGGAAUGAAGCACCCGCAGCAACUUCUGCACGGGUUCUACGACACCAUGCUGGGAAAGGCCACGGCUACGAGCCAUCAGCAUCAGCACCCGCGGUCUGCGUUCCUGCCGGAGACCGCGGCCGUCACGGCCUCGAACGUUCCUCCGGCAGCCGGCGCCACCGCCAGUAACAAAUCGAACCCGUUUCUCAGUCUUUCACCUAACGCGACCGCUGCCAAUCCGCUGCUGGGAUUGGGCUAUGGUUCCACCGGCCAGAUCUGCCCGGCAAAUGGGUUGUAUUCUCCCGAGACCACUACGGGUGCCGCCGUUCCCACCAACGGUGCAACGGCGAGUUCCACUCCAGGAGGCUCCAAGCUUUACUCCCCAAUCGGCAGCCUGUGCCACUCACGGUACACGGCCGAAAACGGUCCCGGUGGACCCGCUACUGAGUCACCCAAACUGAACGCCCCACAAGCGUCUUGUACCGGGUCCGGGACGACAAGUAAGGGGUUGACAGGUUCCGCCCCGUCGAGCAGCGGACCUCCACCACCGCUGACUUCCGGCGGCGGUAGCUACAGUUGUGGCAUUUGUGAGCGCACCGAUUUCGGGACCGAAAGUGAGGUCCAGACGCACCGCAAGAUCGUGCACAACCUCAAGACGGGCGUCAGUUUGCGGUGCGCGUACUGCAACGGGGAUUUCCGGUCCAGGAACGAGCUGGAGAACCACAUGAAGAUCGCGCACAAUACGGGUGGCGGCAAGCACAAGUGUUUGAUUUGCGACGAAAUCUUCCCAUCACCCGCCGUCCUGGCCGAGCACAAGCUGUCCCACUGCAAGGUCGGUGCGUCCGGGCGCUGCUCGCACUGUGCUCUGCCGCUCCCGGAUGCUCACACCUUCAAGCAGCAUCUCCCGGCGCACCAGCCGCAGGUCGCUGGUGGUUCCUCAACUCCGGCGGCUGCUGGCCAGGCGGUCCCUUCGUCGGCAGAUCGGUCCGCCACCGGUGGCACUGCUGGGCCCAGUGGAGCAUCUUCUGCGCCCUCCAACGGUACGAGCGGUACGACGAGUAGUACCGGUGGUGGUGGAUCCGGCUCGGAACAGGAUCGGUUCCCGCAGCAAUGCAUCUGCUGCCGGCAGACGCUAAACUCCGAGUUUGAAAUCAGUCUGCACGCCAAAUUCCACACCAAGUCACCGGACACGAACGAGCGGACGUGCGCCCUCUGCCUGGAACCGUUGCCAUCGCAACCGGAAGCGUCGGCGACUAAGAUCUGCGAUCCGUGCCUCAAGCGACACAACUUCCCGUCCAAGCUGCUGUCGAUGAACUUUCUCAAACCUCCGACGACGGCCACGGCCACCAGUGUUCCGACCGCUACUACAACUACCGCUACGACAACCCUCUCGUCGUCCCAUCAUCAUCGAAUGGCCACCUCACCCGAACCCACCCUUGGGUCGUCUCCACCGUCGGUACAGUGUAACCUGUGCAGAAAGGCGCUCCCGUCGGCGCACAAACUGCAGGAGCACCUGAUCGAUCACACGUUUGCCGGCUGCGAGGAGCGUGGCUACGUGUGCUACAUCUGUUCGGCCGUCUUCACCUCGUCCGCCGGCCUGCAGGCCCACCUGCCGGUGGCGCACUCGAACGCGACCGCCAAACCGUACGACUGCGAGCGGUGCGGUGUGGCGUACUUCUUCCGUGCCGAACUCGAGCACCAUCUGGCCGAGCACGAGCUGGGACGACGAGAAGAAGAAGACCAGCAGUGGCCAGCAGCAGUGGCCGUGGGAGGAAGCCACAUCAAGCAGGAACGGGCCGAAGACGAAGAGGAGCUGGUCGAAGAAUGCGGAAUGCUGGAACCGGGAGGGAUCGCUGGUGAUGGAGAGGCUGAAGAGAACCAAGAAGAUGGACAGGAUGAAACGGAUACGGAUGCCGAUACGGAGACGCUUCAGAAUGAACUUCCUCCGAACAGUGGCGAUGACGAUGCUGAUGCUGAUGCUGAUGAGGAUCAUCAAGAGGAGAUGGCCGUCGAAGACGAAGCAGAACCAGCGGAAGAUGAUGGCGACGUGGAAGAGGAAGAAGAGUACAUCGAGGUGGAACACACGGUGCUGGAGGAGUCAACCACCCGCGCGACCAACGCGAUCGGCUACGGAAAGGAUCCGCGAUCAGCGAUAUCCGCUUCACCGUCGCUCGUCACCGUCACUGCAACGGAAUAA
This is a messenger RNA of Anopheles cruzii, 5376 nucleotides long. RefSeq names its product zinc finger protein 423 homolog (gene L). The coding region runs from base 1 to 5376 and encodes 1791 amino acids. Gene Ontology annotation, molecular function: RNA polymerase II transcription regulatory region sequence-specific DNA binding; DNA-binding transcription factor activity, RNA polymerase II-specific. Gene Ontology annotation, cellular component: nucleus. NCBI's taxonomy places the organism in Eukaryota, Metazoa, Arthropoda, Insecta, Diptera, Culicidae. The transcript is spliced from 8 exons. The record is from RefSeq and is a predicted model, not a curated record. Gene Ontology annotation, biological process: regulation of transcription by RNA polymerase II.